AUGGCCGUCAGAUACACCCCAGAUGAACUGAAGUUCCUUAAAGAGUCUCCUCUGGUAGUUAAACCUCUUGGCCUGCCUCCAGCAGAGCAAUGGAUGGGGACACCAGCAGACCCUACUCGUAAUUCAGCCAAGCUAGCGAAUGAGAAGGCUAAGAAUCACAGCUCUAACUUGGACCUAGAUCAGCCAAAUAAACGGCCUGGUGCUGAACGGCACAUGUCGCGAAGCAGUGCGAAUCCGGAAGAUAUAAUCUUGGGACCCCCGAAGACCUCUUUCAUGUCCGCAACCUCUAUUCGAAGCGCUGGUAAACCUUUCGAUUCUCCAGAACGGGAGCGGGCCUCUGCUCGCGAUGUGGACACUCGUGACCGAUUCAACUUCCGCGGUGGCAGGACUGGCGAUGGGGAUAAUGACCGACCACGAGAGGGCCGUAAUAAUCUACGAAUGAGACGCAACGACGGUGAUCAGGACAGCGACGGAUGGAGCACGGUUAAGCCUCGCAAGAGCUUUGGGAACGAAGGAGCCGAGAGAUUCAACGGGCGGAUGGGUCUCGACAGACAUAAGGAUGAUAAGAGAUUCAGGGAUCGAGAAGAUCGAGACCAUAAAGAGAGACCAGCUCGAGGCUUCGAUAGCUACUCUCGGGACAAGGAUACUGAUGAUCAUGAGCGAGCCGAAGGGCGUAAGAAUGGCACCGGACGCGGACGCAAUGAGCCUUCGUGGUUCAAAGACAGCGCUGAUGGAGCACCUGCACCGAGGGAGCGAAACAGUAAUAGCAACGGGGAUCGGCCUAUGGAUCGAAGCAGAGGCUGGAGGGACAAAGACCGCGAAGACAGAGGGGAUCGAGUGCCCGAUAGGGGAGAUCGACGCUGGGACAGAGACCAGCGCCAGGAGCGCGAGCCUGAGUGGUUCGCUGAACCGGAAGAGGAAAAGACCCAAGCUCAUACACAGGAAGAAUUUCAGAAGUGGAAAGAGCAGAUGCAAGGAAAAGAUAGAACUUCUGCCAGCAAGGCACCUGCGGAAGUUGCGUUGCCCAGCGCUGAUACUGGUAGUGGCUUUUUCGGGUUAGAGAAACCGAAGGUUGAAACUCCACUUGCAAUUGAUACCGGACCUGAUAAGUUCUUCGGCAAGUGGGCUACUCCGACAGAAGAGAAGAGCCCAGAGGCGGGUUCUGAACUGAGAAAGGAAGGGUUGGCAAAGCCCAAGGGAGCUGGAAAAGCAUCUCGAUUCACGUCGUUUUUCGCUCAGGAAGAGCCUCAGGGACGGCAACCCGAGCCCUUGCCAGCCAUGGCACAACCAUCUCAAGGUGGGUUUGAUGCACUUCUAGCAAAUAGCUCGCAAUCUGCUGCCGAGAAGGAGGCUUUUCAACAAUUACUUCAAAAGCUUCAACGCCAAACCAUUUCAGGCACAGGCACAGGCUCUGCUCGUCCAACAGGCGUACCUAUUCAGCAAAAGCCAUAUACUUCAGAAAAGCAGCAAAGUAACCAGAUCCCCAGCCAAGACAACUUCCAGCAAUAUCGUGCCGAGCGCCAUGAGGAAGGACGACCAGCCACGCGAAACUCACAGCAGGCCCUCCAAGAACUAAUGACCCAGAGGCAGGUGGCUGGUAGUCAGCCGACGAUUAGACCAGAGCAGAUGUUGCAAGAGUUAGUUGGCCAACGUCAAGAUGCUUUGAAUCGGGCUUCACGCACGCCAGAUCAACAACCUGCCCGAAACGACAACACCGCAUUUCUCAUGGGCCUGAUGCAGAGCGCCAAGGCAGCACCAGAACCCCAAAGAUCAGAGCAGGCUCAUAUGAGAAUACCACUAGGAAAACCAAUUGAUCGCCAGCAAAUGCAACAACAACAGCAAAUGCUUGAGCGAGAGGAAGCUGCGCAACGAGAAGCAGCACAACGUGAACGGAGCACAUCUCAACGUGCGCGGGCUCAUCCGCCACCAGGAUUCUUCGACGACCCAGCUUUCCAGCGUGGACCGCCUCCUCCGCACGAGAGGCAGUCAGGCAAUCCUCCGCAACCAACCCAAAUCCUACAACGCCCACCACCUCCAGGGUUAGAAAUGGGCUGGGACCGCGCCUCACAACUCCCUCCCCCUCAACACCGAAUCAAUCCAAAUGUCCCGCCUCCACCAGGAUUGGCCAGCGCUCCAAACCGCGGCAUGCCCGUUCCCCAACAAAUGUUUCCUCCCGGCUUUCCCAUGGGUAGCUUCCCUCCGGACGUAAUGCCAGGCCCCCCACGGAACAUUCCGAUGCCUCCACCACCGGGGUUCUUUAACUCUCCACCUCCAGGAUUCUUGCCACCAGGUAUUAGCGGAUUUCAAGGACCGGAAGGUAUGGCGUUCGGCGGUGCGCCUUUUGAUGGAAGGGGACCACCUCCUCAGGGGGCCUUCAGGAGACAAUAG
Molecule: messenger RNA, 2388 nt
Organism: Venustampulla echinocandica
Lineage: Eukaryota; Fungi; Ascomycota; Leotiomycetes; Helotiales; Pleuroascaceae
Exons: 3
Coding region: 1-2388 (795 amino acids)
Source: RefSeq, a predicted model, not a curated record